Messenger RNA from Caenorhabditis elegans, 1139 nucleotides. Its product is annotated as Methyltransferase FkbM domain-containing protein. The record is from RefSeq and is marked reviewed. NCBI's taxonomy places the organism in Eukaryota, Metazoa, Nematoda, Chromadorea, Rhabditida, Rhabditidae. The coding region runs from base 16 to 1098 and encodes 360 amino acids. The transcript is spliced from 5 exons.
AAAAUUAUCCGAAAAAUGCGUUACGAGAAGCUUGACCGUUCUACCGUAACCAUGACGUCACUCAAAAAAUAUCUGCCCACUCUAUUUCUGCUCACUGCUCUCGGAGCCGGCUUCUACUAUUUGUACGUGGGCGUCCAAGAAGUGGGCGGAGCCAACAGGCGGAAGUUUGCAACUUCUUCAGAAGUUUGGGAUACUAUGGAUGGUCAGGGAUAUCAGUUUAAGGAGGAUGAUGAGGCAAGCCAACUCCUGGACCCCCGCUACCAUGAACUAAACCUCCUGCCGGCUUGCGGGGACCUCGGCUCCGCCGGAGUCCAGCAAGACGUCACAAAUCUUAUGGAAAGUGUGAAGAAGCAGUUCUCCGAGUGUAUUACACCGAUUGUUAAUCAGUGGAAAGGCCGGGCUAAGGAGAUGAAUCUCGAGUGGGUCUCCAAAGCAUCAAUAUGCGAUAAGCUCCCGAUUUUCGAAGAUCUCAAGGUGAUCCCGUUCAACAAUCAGCACGAGACAAAGUGGGCAGUUAUGCCGAAAUGUAAAGAAGAGAACAUUCUCGUCACUCUAGGCGUUGGCCAUGACACAACCGCCGAGGAACGCCUUAAUCGAACAAUUCCGAACACAAAAUUCUACGGAGCCGACCCAAUAAUUGAGCCAAACCGUCAAAUGUACUCGGCUUUCGGGAAAUUCUUCCCAUUUGCCAUUGGGAAGGAGCCGGGAUUCACGAAAUUCCGUGUUUUACCGAAUCAAAGUCAGAAGACACGGAAAUAUGUGUAUCAGGAUGUCACCACAAUUCCGUUUGUGUACUUUUUACACGAUAUUCUCAAGUUGCAGAAAAUCGAUUUCGCGUGGAUCGACAUCGAGGGCGGUGAAUUCGAAUUUUUGGAAAAAAUCCAUAAUGACGUACAGUUCUGCCAAUUCAAUAUAGAAGUUCACUCGAGAUUUGCUCCAGCCGGAGCACAAGUUUUCCAUGAUUUCAUAUUCCGGGUGCUCGAGGAGCAGAAGUACGUUUUUCUUCAGUCAAUGCACACUGGCGGAGGUGUUCAUCGGAUGUUCUUUUUGAAUGUUCAGGAUAAGGAGUGCCUGGCGAAGUAUUUUAAUAAUUAUUGAUUUUUUUUGGGUUUUUUUUGAAUAAAAAUUUUUUGGUAUCA